Tetrahymena thermophila SB210 is the source of this 5583-nucleotide messenger RNA. RefSeq names its product transmembrane protein, putative. NCBI's taxonomy places the organism in Eukaryota, Ciliophora, Oligohymenophorea, Hymenostomatida, Tetrahymenidae. The record is from RefSeq and is a predicted model, not a curated record. The transcript has 14 exons.
AUGAUAAAUAACAUAAAAGUAAAUGGCUAAAGCUAUUGCCCUGAUAUAUACGAAUAUCACAGAAUACAAAGCGAAAAUAACAUGAGUCCAUAAAGCAUUCUUAUGAUACCAAAUACCAACAUUUUAAUAAUCAAAGUUACUGAUUAAACAUCUGUGAGAAGUUUAUUUUACUAUGUUGACAAAGAAACCCAAAAGGUCUUAAAUGCUGUAGAGUUGAAUUUUGCUAUUUAGUAGAUUAUGUAUAUUCCUAGCAUAAAUUCUAUAGUUGGAUUGAAUUCUAACUCGUUUUACUUAUUAGAUAUAUACUCUUUGAGAGUAAAUUAGUAGAUUUCUAUUGUUUAAUAAAUAUAAAUGGGAGAUGCCUUUAGUGAUAACUCAGUGGUUGUUUUGUAUUCUUUGCAAAAUGUAAUAAUCGCAUAUGAUUUACAAUUAUAAAAUGUUACAAAAACAUAUUAAAUAAAUCAAAGUAUAUCCUACCUCAAAUGCCUAACAUUUCCUAAUAAGAAACAUAUAGUUUUAAUUAAAUACGAUUAUAGUUGUUAACUAUGGGAUGCUGAUGAUGGCUUAAUUUAUAAUGUAGACCUUCCAUCCAUUUCUUAAAGCGAAUCAAACGUUGGCCAAAUUAUUACAAACCUGAUCAUUAGCUAAUAGGAUAGCUUAAUUUAUAACUAUUUAUUAGUUUGCUAUACUUCUUUUAACUUAAAUCUCUAUUAAAUACCUAAAUCAGUUGAUCCUUCAAAGUUUUAAUUGGCUUUCAUAAAAUAAUUUUUUUCUCCAUACUUGAAUACUUUUAUGAUCAAUAACGAUUCUAACCUGUACCUCUUAACAAAAGAUUAUAUUUAAAUAUAUAAUUUUAAGUAGGAAAAUAAUCCAUAACAAAGCCUUUUACUAUAUUAUAGUGUAACAUAAAAAAUUCCAAGACUAUGUCUCUCUUUGAAUUAAUAGGAUAUUUAUGUUUCUAUUUUUUAGUAGACUAAUUCUUACUUUCUUGAAACAUCAAACUAGUCAGGAGGAUAUCAGACUUACUAUAAUUACUAAUCUGGGAUUUAUUAAGAUUAAACAAGCACUCAAGUUGUGAUAAACUCAAAUAAUACUUAAGUUGCUUAUAAGCUAGAAAAUGGGAAUAUAAUGAUAUUUAGUACAGAUACCCUAAAAUUUUCAUAUUUUAGUGUAUUGGGCAAUAUGAAUUGGUUUGGUUCUUAUUCUUAUACACUUAUACAAUAUCCUGAUCACUAUUUAUAUGUAUCUAUUAAUUCUUAUAGCUCACCUACUUCUGUAAUAGCAAUCAAUUUGAACACUUAAACAUAUCUAAGCUAUUUUGCACCAGAUGGUUCUGCUUUAUAAUUUAGUCAUAUAUACGAUCUAAAUGACCAAAAAGUAUAUUCUGCAUCAGCAAUAGGAAAAAUGUAUGUCUGGGACUUUAACACAACUUUCAUAUACCAAUACUAAAUAAGCAAAUGCAGCAUUCUAAAAAUGAUCAAAAUAAGUAUAUCUAAAAUGAUAGUUUUCUAAGAUUGUAAUAAUAUCAUUAGCCAAUUCUCUGAAACAGAUUAUUCUAUAAAAUAAAUUUUGUAAGUAGUUCCCUUUAUAACAGUCCUUAAGUAUAUUGAGUAAAUUAAUUUAAUUGUUGCUGGAGUUUAGCUAUAAGGAAACGUUUACAUCUUUAAAUUUAAUAAUUAAACAAAAUUCUAUGAGUAAUUUUUAAUGGUUAAGACUCAAUAUCAAUAAACAAUCUAAGAUAUUUCCUUAACUCCUGUUUAGAAAUAGCUGUUUAUUUAUGCUGAUUAUUCCAAUUUAUUUUUUGAUAUUUCUAAAUGCCUUUAAAAUGUUGAAAUGUGCUUAUCUUGUUCUUUUGAAUUCUAUUUUCUAAAUAGCUAAUCACCAUACACAUAAAACAACAGUUUUGGUUAAGGUACUAAAGACUACCCUUUUACUUCUUAUUAAAGCAUUGCAUACUCAUUUUUGGUGAAUCAAAGAUACCAAAGAUUUAUACAGAGUACUAAAAGCAUUAAGACUACAAUUUAUACAAAUUACAAAUACCCUUUGAAUUUGUUUGAAUAUUUUUUCAAUUUGCUCAUUUUAGAUAUCUUGCAAAUCUCAUUUAAUUCUUACUCUACAGAUGCAAACUAGUAACCUGCAACAAUAAUAUUAUUAGGAGAUUUUGUAUUCAGCAACUUUUCAUUUAUUUCGAUAGACAAUAUAAUUCUUUAAUUUAACACCACUGAAAUUCCUAAUUGCUCUCUCACAUUUAAUUCCAUUUUAAACCAAGUUCAAUUAACAAAUAUAAAAAUGCAGAGUAUUAAUUAGGAAAAAUAAGAUUGCAACAGGAUUUAGUUAAUAAAUUCUGACUUAAUUAUACAAAAUACAACUCUUGAUACAAACUCUUUUACUAGAAACAAGCAUUUUAUAACAUCAAAUGGAGCUAAAAAUGUAACGAUUUAGAAUUUAAAUAUAACUAAUUCAGACAUAGGCGAUUUAGUUUUAUUUACUCAAAUUACUCAUACUUACUUGUAAAUUAAUGGAUUGAAUAUUUUAAAUAAUUAUUGCUCGAUGAAAAGAAUUCUCAAAAAAUAAUAUACAACAUCUCUAUUUUAUGCUGGUGAAAUAAAUAUUACAAACGUAAACAUAGCUGGAAAUACUUUUUGUAAUGCUAAUUUGUUUUAAAUUGAAGCAUAAGAAGAGUACUAAAAUUUAAGUUUUUACAUGAGCUAAAUAGUUUUAGUAAAUAACUCCUUUACAACAAUAUCAUAAAAUUUAUUUUUUUCAUCUUUAUUUUCAAGUUUGCCUUCACCAGAUCAUUAAAUAAUAGCAACAAAUUUUACAGUUUAAAAUAAUAGCAUAGCUUAAAGCAAUCAAUAGUAUGAAGAUUAAUAUUUCUUUACAAAUCUAUUAACAACAAAUAAUAUUUUAAACAUUUCUAUUUAAAACAUAUAAUUUAUUGAUAAUCACUAUUUUUCCUUUAUAAAUUGUGAUUAAUCCUAUCAAUUCUAAGCUUCAGUUUUUAAUUGUUCUUAUUCAAACAGCUUUGCUAAUCAGUAUUAAAAUAAGCCUUCAUCAAGUUGUAUUUCUAUUUAAGAAACUCAAAACAUUACAAUAUCUAAUUUAACAAUAAAUUAAAAAAUUGCUUAUGAUUCAAAUUUGAUUGAUAUUUCAAAUUUAAAAACAAACCAAGCUAUUAUCAAUAUAACAAAUAGCACCUUUUAAAAUAUUUUGUUAAUUCAAUCAAAGGAAUACAAAUAAGCUAAUCCUAUUUUUAUAAUUGCUUCAUAUAAAAACACCUACUUAAUUUAAAAUUGCUAAUUCAAAAAUAAUAAGUUACUCGGAAUCCCUAAUUCUAUAGUAACCUCAAGCACAGCACUGUAAGUUUCAAAUACUGUAGGAGAUAUUAUUAUAAAUAAAAGUUAAUUUACUAGCUUAGUUUCAAACUCAGAUUCAAACGCUCUCUAUUUGGUAACACAAAACAUAUAAGUUAAUGAUUGCAUAUUUGAUACGAUGCUUUAUUUUUCUUAAUAAAAUAUACUUCCCAAUUAAAUAUUAGAUAAAAUUAGCCUAAAAGGAGGUUCUAUAUUUGCAAAAUCUAAAUAAAUAUAAAUUUUAUAAUCAACUUUCUUAGUUUCAUAAUCGCAUAUAGGAGGUUUUAUUUAUAUUUCUUCAUUUGCUGAUAAUUUAAUUGUUAACAUAACACAAUCAACUUUCAAAGAUUCGCUUACAAAAUUGAAUGGAGGAGCUUUAUUUUUUGACUUUUAUGGGACUAACUUGCUAUUAUCUAUUCAAGAUAGCUCUUUUGAAAAUAUAUAUCAAUUAAAAACACAAUCAUCUUUAAUCUACAUUAAUUAAGACGAUAUUGGUAAACAAAAUAUGAUAAAUACAAAUAUUUGGUUAAUUAAUGUUAACUUUACAAACAUUUUUGGAUAAGAUAUUAGCUAUUUGUUGUCAGUUGGCUUCUCAUAAUUGGAAGUAAAUGGAUCUUAUUAUACAACAAAUUCCUCGUCAACCCCAAAUUCCUUGUUACUAGCGAAUACAUUACUUUAUUAAACUCCUUCAACAUAUUUAUAUGCUUAGUAUAGUAAAAUAGUUAUGGAUAGAUUAAUCAUAAAAGAUAUUAUUGAUAACCACUCAGAAUCAAACGAUCAUUAAAUGCUAAUUAAAUCUUAUUAAUCUGAUUUUAAAAUUCUUAAUUGCUAAAUCUAGUAAUUAAAAAUGAAUAUAGGUGGUGUUGCAUAUUUCGAUUAAAGCUCUGUAUUUAUCAAAAACCUUUCAUCUCAUAAUAUUUAAUUUUAAAAUUCACCUAAGAGCUUUAGGAUGCUGCAAUAACAUUCUACAAUUAAUUAGAAUAUAUCGUUUUUUAACUUUGUUGAAUCUGUUGUCUAAAUAGAAUCAUCUAAUUUUUCUUAUAUUUAAUGUUUACAAAACUGCUAUGGUGGGUUUGGACUUUUACAAUCUUCUUAACUUACUCUUUUUGAAUCUAAUUUUACAAAUAUAUAAUCAAAAGAAGGAGGAGUUAUACAAAUGAUAAACCCAACUUCUGAAACAAAAGUAAAAGGGUGUAUGUUCUUAGACAAUAUUUCAGGAUAAAAUGGAGGAGUUUUUUCUAUUUAGCAAAAUUAAAUGGGUGUUUAUAACUUUUCAAUUGUAGAAAAUAAGUUUUACAGAAACAAAGCUGAUAAGGGAAAAGGUGGAGCUAUAUAUUUUACUAGUUAAUAGACAACUUAAAACGAUUAACUAAUUUUAUAUAAUAACAUUAUAGUCAACAACACAGCAAAAAUAGGUGGUGGUAUUAAAUAUGAUGGAAUUAUACCUAUCCUUUUAAAUAAUUAAAUAUAAAAUAAUACAGCUUUUUUAUAUGGUUAAAAUGUUUUUUCUUAUCCAACAAAACUUAUUUUAGAAGAAAUAAGUGAUUUAACUAAUAAUUUAUCUAAUAUUUAAAAUUAAUCAAAUAAAAUUAUUAUCACAAAACACCGAAGUGGAGCUUUAUUACCUGAUAUGACAUUUAGUUUAAGAAAUGACCAAAUGGAUUUGAUGAAAUUUGAUAAUCCAGAUUAAAUACAAACCACUUAUCUAAAAUUACAAGUUGAUUUAGAAACAUAAAAUUUUUCAGAAUAUUACUUUAAAGGAGAGACUAAAGCUAUUUAUAAUAUCGCAAACAGUUUCUUCUCAUUUAAAAACAUAUAUUUAAUUGGCAAACCGUUAACUAAUGUCACAUUAUUGAUUACCAGUGAUUAAAUAAAGCUUGAAUCUAUAGAUUAAAAUAAUAAUUAUUCCUUUCAAGUAGAGGUCUAAAUUUAGGAUUGUUAAAUUGGUGAAAUUAAGUAAAAAUAUAAUGGAUACGAAGAAUGCACUAUAUGUGAUAAAGGUACUUAUUCCUUUGAUAAAGUGUCAUGCCAUAAAUGUCCUGAAGGAGCAGAAUGCUUAGGCGGAAGCUAAAUGAUAUUAGAUUAAGGGUUUUGGAGAAAAGAAAUCUAUGAUGAUAAUAUUAUUUCCUGUAGUAAUUUAUUAGCAAAUUGCAAUGGAGGACCAUAUGGAGAUAAAAUUUGUUUUGAAGGACACAUUGGACCACUUUGCGAAGAGUGUGAUGUAAAAUGA